This is a messenger RNA of Peniophora sp. CBMAI 1063, 753 nucleotides long. Lineage: Eukaryota; Fungi; Basidiomycota; Agaricomycetes; Russulales; Peniophoraceae. The record is from the annotation of a GenBank genome assembly.
AUGAUGCCGUACUCGUCCUUCCAAGCGUUCAAUGCCAGGGAGCGGGAUGACGUGGUACCACCGGGGAACCAGUACGUUGCGCUCAUGGGCCCCGAGGUUCCCGAUUUCAAUGCAUGCCUGCGUGCCAUCGACAAUAUCUACGUCAUGGGACGCCUGCGGCUCGCUGAGGGUGAGCUCAAGCCCCAGACAGGCGUCGAGAUCGACGGCACAACGGCUAUUGUCGCCGGAACUCCUGUCGGGACCCCUCGAGGGCGCAUGCUUGAUGGUGACGAGCCUCUGUCGCUUAGCGAGGACCAGGAUCCGCGUGGCAUCGUCACGAAGUGGCUGGCGCAGCGCGGACAAGUCGUUCUUCCUGAGAACCAGGUUGACGUCUGGCUUGCCUCGCGGAAGGGCGAGGCGGGUGAAUACGAGUUUCACACCGACAAGCCUGCUGGAGCGAUCCUGCGCGCCGGCCAGAUUGUGCUUUGCGAAGUGGGGUUCCGCAUCGUUCCCGCGGGCAAGGAGUCCAAGGUCAUGCGCACCGAGCUCAAGACUGUUGCGAUUGUCAACGCUAACCUCACAAGUGAACUGGCCUUUGCGCAGAACGACGCAAAUAACAUGGCUGGCGUUGGCAAGAACAUCAUCUCUAUUUCUAGCGCUGGCCCAUCCGGCCUCACCAUCAAAGAGAAGGCGAGAGUGAAGCGUGCCCCUCGUGUUCAUCGCAAAGGCAAUGCCAGGGAGGAGCCCAUGGACGCGUUGCCCUUUGCGUCGUAA